Cuscuta campestris is the source of this 2985-nucleotide messenger RNA. The record is from the annotation of a GenBank genome assembly. Lineage: Eukaryota; Viridiplantae; Streptophyta; Magnoliopsida; Solanales; Convolvulaceae.
GGCCGAGCCUGCCCGCACCCGGCGCUCCCGGUCUAACCGGCAGGAGCCAGCGAGGACGAGGGCCUCCCACCAGGAAGGGGAGGCAGAAAGCCAGCCCAAAUUACCGGUGGCGAACCGGUUAACCAUCCCAAACGACCGCGUCCAGUAGAUGGAGGCAAAGCUGGAAAGGAUGGAAAAGGAGGUCGGAGAGAAGAAUGAUCGGGACAAACCCCUGGCAGGGUCCCCGUUCACCACAAGGGUCCAUCUGACACCUUUCCCGCGAAAGGUCAAGAUCGACGCCCCCAGAUUCACUGGGAAGGAAGAUCCGGAAAUCCACCUGAACUCCUUCAACCAGAGUGCGACCAUGAACGGUUGCACCGAUGAAGAAAAGUGCCUACUUUUCUUCCAGACCUUGCGGAACCGAGCCACUGAAUGGUUCAAUAAGCUUCGCCCGGGAAGCAUUGACUCGUUCAGUGAUUUGGCCUCAAAGUUCAAGGCUAAGUUCCAGGAGAAUUGUACUAAGAGGAAGAAGUUCACCUAUCUUAGUACAGCCGGGCAGAGGGAGUCUGAGAACCUCACUCAGUUCCUUACCCGGUGGAAGGAAGAGGAGUUCUGCCGGAAACCCCCAGCCACGUACCAAGAGGCCUACCAUACUGCAUGGGAGUUUGCUGAAGCUGAAACCCAGCUCCGGGCAAAGAGAGAAGCUGAGCAUGGUCACAAGCCCAAGCCGGUGCAAGUCAAGAAGGAAGAAGCACCGGGACCUAGCCGGCCAAGGCACCACUAUGACCCGGUCAUCCGAGUGGUCAAUACAGAAGAAUGCCAAGAAGUCCGGAAAGCACCGGUCAUUCCUCCAGAAAACCCUACCGGUCAAGUAGGGCGGCAGUGGUCGGGCACCUAUUGUUCGUACCACAGGUCUGAUUCCCAUAACACCUCCGAAUGCAAGAGUGUUAAAGGUGUCAUCCGGCAGAUGAUCGACAGUGGAGAGCUGGGCAAAGAUUACUUGCAGAAAGCCCAGGAGAAGAGUCAUCAGUGGGUUAGGCCAACUGCCCCAGGGAAUGACCGGGACAAUGACCGGCGGAGGAAUAACCGGCCAAGGGAGCGGCAACCUGCCCCCGAAAAAGAACACAUCGGCAUGAUCUUCGGCGGACCCGAGGGUGGAGAUUCAGCCGCGCAGCGGAAGAACUGGGUCCGGAGCAUUUACGUGGGAGAAAGUAGAUAUACGGCGAUGGAAAAGACAGCCUAUGCGCUUUUCAUCUCCGCAAAAAAGUUAACAUCCUACUUCCAAGCUCACCCGGUAGAAGUCUUGACUGACCAACCGCUGGGUGCAGUGUUGCGAAAUUCAACAUCCUCCGGGAGGAUGGUGAAGUGGGCGAUGAUGUUAACUCAAUUCCACAUUGAGUACCGGCCGAGGUUGGCAAUUAAGGGACAGGCCCUUGCUGAUUUCCUAGUAGAAAUGACCGGUCUAACUCCAGACUUACCGGUCAACAAGCCCACUGAGCAAUGGUGGGAAAUGGCAGUUGAUGGGGCAUCUGGUCCUAGAGGAUACGGGGGUGGUAUCGUGUUCACCACCCCAGAAGGAUUCAAGAUCUACCAUGCAAUCGUCUUCAACUUCAAGCUGACGAACAAUGAGGCAGAAUAUGAAGCUCUGGCUGGAGGGCUCAGACUUGCCCAAGCCUUGAAAAUCAGCCGGGUCAGUAUCAAAUCUGACUCUAGCCUCAUAGUAGGGCAGGUGACCGGUAACAUGGAAGCAAGGGAAGGACGCAUGGCACAAUACAGGGACCUUGUGCUUGCCCUGUUGAAAGGCUUCGAAGAAUUCAAGAUCGCCCAAAUUCCCCGGGCAGAGAACGCGGAUGCAGACCUUCUCUCCAAAUUGACGCAGUAUGCUCCCAAGCAUGUUUCGAAACUUGCCCGGGUAGAGAUCCUUGACCGCGCAAGCAUCGAGAAAUUGGAAGUCGCCGCUAUAACUGCCGGAAGCCAGUUUGACCGGUCAAACUUGGUCGGGGCGGACGACCAUUGGAUGUAUAAUCUAAUGGAAUAUUUGACGGAUGGAAGCUUGCCAGAACAAGAUGACCGGGCAAGAAAAGUGAAGCUCAGGGCACCCCGAUUCCAGAUUCUUGAUGGAAAGCUGUAUAAAAGGGCAUUUGGGGGGCCACUCCGGAGAUGUCUAACCAACCGGGAGGCUGAGCGAGUCAUAGCGGAAGUCCACGAAGGCGUAUGCGCGGUGCAUCAAAUGUCCCGUAUGCUCUCCCAGCGCAUCAUCUUGUUGGGAUAUUACUGGCCAACAAUUGUCCAGGAUUGUGAAAGGCUGCCCAUCGAAGCUGAAUUCCCCACGUUUCGGGAGUCAAAUUAUCAACCCCAGCAGAAUGAGGAAGAUCACUUGGCCGAACUCAACUUGGUCGAAGAGCGGAGAAUGGCCGCAGAAGUCAAAAUGAGCACGUACCAACAAGUUGUGAAGAAGUACCAUGAUAACAAGGUCGGGCCGCGGUACUUCCAAGUCGGGGAUGAAGUCCUACGAAGAAGAGAAGCAAGUAGACCCGGCGACGGGGGAAAGCUAGCAAAAAACUGGGAAGGCCCAUAUCGGGUUAGAGCCAUCAUUCGCCCAGGGACAUACCGGUUAGAAACUCUUGAAGGGGUACCGGUAGAAAGAACCUGGAAUUCCCAUCAUCUUCGCAAGUUCUACAAAUGAUUGUAAUACUAGGCAAGGCCUACUUUAUUAUCAAUCAAACCGAUGAUGUUGAAUACUCUAUUUGGUAGCGGCACGAUUGAUAGGUCGAACCUAUCCUAGGAGGGCUUCCUGGGUGGAUCGAAUCCACUUGGCUAAGCCAACUGAGACACAGGCCCGGACCUGGCACGCUGGUUACUACACCGGUCUUGCUCAGUAUAAUAGAAAAAAUAUCAAAACCCGGAAGAGGGGCCCGGAAGAGGGUAUGCCUGCAAGAGGGCUGGACCUGGAAGAGGGUUCGAACUGUACUUACACGGGCCCAUGAGGUUUGACUGGUGUCGGGG